CGUGAAAUUUAGAGUUGUCUUCCCUUGGAACAGCUGGCAGUUGGCGUCGGUAACUAGAGAGAGAGAUAGAACUCAGAGACAUCCACGAUGGACUCGACAGAAUUUGAAUAUCCGGGAAUGACCAGUGAAAGUCACCCAGAAUGCUUCAACAAGGAAGCAAUGCCGGCCCAACCCAAAGAGAAAAAACCAGGUCAACUUCCUGAACAUCUCGUAAAGCAGUUCUUUGAAGAGGGAUACAUCUUGAUAGAAGAUUUCUUCGACGUAAAGAAAGAGCUGGACCCAGUCAGGGAAGCCAUUAACACUUUAGUGGAUGACCUGGCCAAAAAACUGUACGACGCUGGCAAAAUUAAAAAACUGUACAAGGACCUCGGGUUUUUUGAGCGGCUGACAAAAAUCGAGGCAGAGUUUCCUGGGGCCAACAUCAUACUUCACAAGACGGGUAAACUGCCUCAGGCUUUCCGAGAUCUGUGGGCAAAUGACAGGUUAUUAAACGUCAUCGAGCAGCUGAUUGGGCCCGACAUUGCUACGUCACCUGUAUGGAAUCUGAGAACAAAAACGCCAAAAAACAAUGCCACUAUUGUUCCUUGGCAUCAAGAUAGUGGAUACUUCGACAACCAAUCGUACAACGUGUUGAUACCUACUGCGUGGAUCCCCCUUUUAGACACUGAUGAGUUCAACGGAGGAAUGCAAGUUGCAAAGAAAGGUCAUCGCACCGGCCGCGUAGCAACGCAUCAGUGUUGCUGGGGAAACACGUGGUACGUCAUGCUAGAGGAAGAAGAAAUGAAGAAAACAUUAGGAGUGGACAUGGACAAUGACGUAAUCACUUGUCCAGUACCCUACGGAGGAAUGCUGCUGUUUAACAAUCUGACCCCCCAUCGAAGUCUCCCAAACAUUUCCAACCAAAUCCGCUGGGCCCUAGAUCUCAGAUGGCAGCGACCGGAUCAGCCCUUUGGACUAUAUGGCCUCAAAGACGGUCUACUUCUACGCAAAGACGGCAAAAAUGUGGAGCCUGACUGGGAAAAAUUCGAGUCGGUGGAUAGGACCACCGUCCAGAAGAAGUCAGUCGAGGGAUUCGUGGACUUGUUUGGCGCAGCAUGCCUCAGUUUGGGGAUAUAUGUCCUGGUGGACAAGAAUCAAAUCCUUGUUCUGACUCGAAGUGUGGACACAGAUAGUCUUGACGUCCCGUCCCUGCUAGAAUCGGCCGCUUAUGCCCUCAUUGCUGGAGGAGGGUUCGUGUUUCUGGUGGCUUUCUUAGGAUGUUGCGGGGCCAUGAAAAGAGACAAAUGCAUGCUCACAGUGUAUGCGAUAAUCGUCGGACUGAUUUUCGCUGUGGAAGCUGCAGCUUGCAUCUUGGCAGUUGUUUACAAAAGUGACUUUGACAAAUACGCCAAAGGAAAUCUGAACACUUUGAUGCAGACGAGAUACAGAGGCCCGUAUGACACGUCAGACUUCCUCAGCUUGGCUUUCGAUUUGACGUUCAUUUUGUUGGAGUGUUGUGGAAUUGAAUCGGGUUCAGAGUUCAACUCAACGGUCACCAAUUGGAAUACCACUUAUGUCUACCAGAGUGGAGGUAGCUACACCGUUGCUACUGCCACAAUACCCCUCACUUGUUGCGAGUUCUCCAACAAGGACGCAUUUCCUACAGACGUCACGACUUUUUACAACUCAAUGACAAACAACCAAUGUCCAAUUAACCAAGCCAACUCUUAUUACAAUCAGGGAUGCUAUGAUCAACUACAGUCUAAAUUUGAAUCGUAUCUUUAUAUCCUGAUUGGAAUAGCAGCAGGCGUUGGUUUGUUACAGCUGAUCGGUAUAGUAGCCGCGUGCUGUUUGUUAAAGAAGGACAGUGAUGUUGACGAUGAAGAUGGCUUGAAAAAGGCCGCCAAAGCUUAGUACUAGUGCACCGGAUAUGAGAUGUACACUGACCGCUAUGACGAAAUCGGAAUGACGUCAUGAAUCUCAUCAUAACACUUUUUUACGCAAUUUGUUAAUAUAUUUUAUUUUUAAUUGUUAUAUUGUUGACAUGAAUUUAACAGUGAAGAGAAAUUAAAACAGACACCAUACAGAU
Magallana angulata is the source of this 2068-nucleotide messenger RNA. RefSeq lists its product as uncharacterized. The record is from RefSeq and is a predicted model, not a curated record. Bases 88 to 1893 code for a protein of 601 amino acids. The transcript has 14 exons. Gene Ontology annotation, cellular component: membrane. Lineage: Eukaryota; Metazoa; Mollusca; Bivalvia; Ostreida; Ostreidae.